ACUAAAAUGUUAACUGCUGUCUUUUCUUUAAUGUAUAUAUCUUAGUGAAGAUAUAGAACUAAUUACACACAUUUUAGUAAAUCAGUAGGACCACUCCAUGUGCACUUAAGAUGCAUUUUUGCUUUGAUUGUGUACAGGUGGAUGGAUGAAUCAAUGUAAUCAUAUAAAAUGUAUAUUAUGUUAAAAGACAAGUCUAUAAAUAGCUUAUUCAUCAUACCCACCACCCCAUUCAACUCUAUAAAUAGCUCCCACAAUUCGCAUAUACACAGAACUAAUUUCUGCAGACACCACACAACAGGAAGAUUUCAGCAAUUUAAUAUUCUCUUUGAUUACUGAACAUGUUCAUCUUUAUCUUAAUUGAAACUUACAGCUACAAUUACAUAUGUAAAGAGAUAAAAUAGUUGUACUUGUGAUUGUUACAAAUAACAUUCAUUUAUUGCUUGCAAACUAAACAUCCCCAAGUUCAUGAAUUGGAGAAUGAUUGCUAAGAGUUAUGGUUGAUUCAUCUUAAGCAAUUACUUGUAUUCUAUUCUAAAAAAUUCGAGCCUAUCCAAUAUACUUCUACAUAAGAUACAAUUAAGUAGAUAUUUAGAUCAUUAAUCGCGAUCAAAUUUGUGUUUCAUUAAGCAAUAUUGAUAAUAAAGUAGGUAUUUCUCAUAUUUAAAUUGAUUUUGCUUAAAUCGUACGGCAUCAGAAGUGUGUCAGUCUUUUUUGACCUCUCACAUCCGUUGGAUUGUUAUUGACGUGCAAACGUGGACGAUUGAUUGAAUAGGAAAAUUAAGUAUUUGGGAUUAAAAAUUGGGAGGAAUUAAUCGUCUGAUGAAAACUGGAAAGGAAAGGAAGAAAAUAAUUGGAAAUUUGGAGUCGCCGACCCUUUUCAUCGUCGGGUCAAAGACGUAACCCCCGAAGUCGUCGUCUUCUCUCUUCCCCAAAAGCCACCACCGAGAAGAGAGGAGGAGGCGGUCGGAGAGAUGGGCGCAUCGGAUGCGGGUUGCGGCGAUCUCCCUCCCGUUCUCUCCUCCUUCGUCGACGCCUUCGUCGACUUCUCCGUCUCCGGCCUCUUCUUCCCCCCCAACCCUACCCCUAGCCCCGCCCCCGCCGCCACACGCAUUCCCGCCCCUGCCCGUCUCGUGGCGAUCGGUGACUUCCACGGCGACCUCCCCAAGGCCCUCCAGGCUCUCUCGCUCGCCGGCCUCGCUGACCCCUCGUCCGCCCGCUGGACUGGCGGCGCCGCCGUCGCCGUCCAGGUCGGCGACGUCCUCGACCGCGGCGGCGACGAACUCCGUCUUCUCUACCUCCUCCACCGCCUCAAGCUUGACGCUGCCGCCGCCGGCGGCUCCCUCCUCACCCUCCACGGCAACCACGAGGUCAUGAACGCCGACGGCGACUUCCGCUACGUCACCCGUGCCGGCCUCGAGGAGUUCAGGGGCUGGGCUUUCUGGUACCGUUCCGGCCUCGCCAUGAAGCGCCUCUGCAGCGGCCUCGACCCCCCGGGGGACCCCUUCAGGGGCGUCCCCAAAUCCUUCCCCGGGGUCAAGGAGGAGUUCUGGGAAGGGUUCCGCGCCCGCAUCGCCGCCUUACGGCCGAACGGCCCGAUCGCGUCACGAUUCCUCGCCGGCAACCAGACCGUCCUGCUGGUCGGUGACUCGCUGUUCGUCCAUGGCGGGCUUCUCCAGCAGCACAUCGAUCACGGGCUGGAAAGGAUCAACCAAGAAGUCAAAGACUGGAUAAUGGGGCUCAGCGGGAGGCGAUCGCCGUCCUACCUGAGAGGGCGGGACUCAGUGGUGUGGCUGCGGAGGUUCUCGGACGGACCAAAUUGCGACUGCGGGCAACUCGAGGAGGUGCUCUCGAUGAUCCCGGGCGCAAGGAGGAUGGUGAUGGGGCACACCAUACAGGACGAGGGAAUCAACGGGGUGUGCGAGGACAAGGCGAUCCGGAUCGACGUGGGGUUGUCGAAGGGGUGCACAAACGGGCUGCCGGAGGUGUUGGAGAUCAACGCCGGCGACCAUCCGAGGAUCUUGACAUCGAAUCCACUGUCGGACGAUCGUUGGAAGCAAGUGGUUAAGGAGCAGGUGAAGGAAGGGCUUGCCAUUUUGGUCCCGGAGAUUAGAUUGAAGGAAGUGGAGACCAAAGGUUAGAAUUUGCUUGGAAAAGUCCAGUCUUUUGGUAAGACAGGAUGGUAAAAGGACUGCAAUGGAUAUGUAUCUAUCUAUCUAUCUAUCUAUUCAUCGAGCUCAUUGGAAGAUUGAUGUAGGAGUUUAAUAUUGAUGUGGCAAAGACCUUGCUAUAUUUGGCUAUGAAGGUUAGAUUUGCACAUCAUUCGUUCUUUCUGCAGUAGGAUUUCAGCAGAUGAUGGAGAAUGGAAUUUGGAUGAAAAGUGCAGCCUGAGAUUUGAUAUUGGAAAUUGAAUUAGAUGUGUUAAAGCACCGCUAAUUGCAAUGAUUGUUAUUCACUUGCCUAUUUGAUAUGAUGAUGAUGAUGAUAAUAGUUUAAAGCAUACUUAUUUUGUUCAUUUUCCAUUGUGUAGUGAAUGUUUGCUGUGUUGGAAAUGGAAUUGGAUGUUUUAUUC
Molecule: messenger RNA, 2569 nt
Organism: Musa acuminata AAA Group (dessert banana)
Lineage: Eukaryota; Viridiplantae; Streptophyta; Magnoliopsida; Zingiberales; Musaceae
Product: shewanella-like protein phosphatase 2
Exons: 1
Coding region: 972-2138 (388 amino acids)
Molecular function (GO): hydrolase activity
Source: RefSeq, a predicted model, not a curated record